Molecule: messenger RNA, 1061 nt
Organism: Effrenium voratum
Lineage: Eukaryota; Dinophyceae; Suessiales; Symbiodiniaceae
Source: the annotation of a GenBank genome assembly
AGUUGUAGCGGAGGAAGAUCUUUUAAGGUUUCAAGUUGCAAAAUCAGCUUGAGCCAUGGCGUUCGUGACCAAGAAGGAUUCUGGAGUGAAGACCGUCGUCAAGGGCUUCUUGACGGGCGGCACGCAAGCAGCGAUCACAUACCCCACUGAGUACGUCAAAACUCAGCUCCAGCUGCAGUCGAAAAGCAACCCACAGUACAACGGCAUCAUUGAUUGCGCCAAGAAGACUAUUGACCAGCAUGGCGUCAAAGGGCUGUACCGUGGAGCGGGCGUUCGAAUCAUUGGAGCUGGCUUUCAGCAGAUGUGCAGGUGGGGUGCCUACACCAACCUGACCCAAAUCUUCCGGGAUCAAGAAACUGGCAAGCUGAGCCAGACCAACAACGUUCUUUGCGGCCUCGGCGCUGGCAUCUGCGAGGCUGUCUUCGCAGUGACGCCUGUGGAGACAGUGAAGACUCGUGUCACUGAUGACCAGCGACGUGGAACUGGCAACUACAAGGGCUCUGCUGAUGCCAUCGUGAAGAUCCUCAAAAACGAUGGCCCAAUGGGACUCUACCGAGGUGCCUUCCCCACGAUCUUGAAGCAGGGCACCAACCAGGCGGUGCGCAUGCCUCUGCAGGUGGCGAUUUUUGGCGUGAUCUCCUUCGGCGACGAGGCCCAGAAGCAGAACCCGCUCUUGAACGGCGCUGCGGGCUUCCUGGCAGGCUGCGGCUCCGUGUUGCUGACGCAGCCCCAGGAUUGCGUCAAGUCCCGCAUGCAGGGUGAGGCCGCAAAGGAGCUGUACUCGGGCACCGUGGAUUGUGCGAUGAAGAUGAUGAAGUCGGAGGGGCCCUCAGCCUUCUUUGCCGGAGCCAUCCCUCGCUGCGUGCAGGUGGGCAUGACCAGCGGCAUCAGCUUCGCGCUUUUCCCUGUGAUCAGCAAGCUGCUGAACCAGAUUAUGUGAGCAGGUCGGAACGCAGCGGUUCUUGGCCGCGAAUUUUGCUGUCGUGGCGUUGCCCCUAUUUGCUUUGUGUUGCCCAACUCAAGUCUAAAGGCAGCCUCUAUGAAGGUGCCUACUUUGUUUU